AUGAGAUUCACUCUUUUAAACCUCAUAGGCCUAGCCCUAGUCACUUCAGCUGUUGCAUCUCCUAUGGGAAACGACGAGUUGGUAGUGAGAGAUGCAAUUCUUGAACUAAGUUCUGACUCCUUAAUCCUCGAAGGCCGAGCUCCCAGUGGCUCUGCCAACUACCUUAUGUACCCAAAGGCCAAUGCAUCGCAAGCAGGCAAGACCAAGGUUGACACUCUCACCGAUCUGAAUGGCAAGCUUCUGGCUUGGUACGCUACGCUGAACGCAAGCCAGGUUGCCGCUAUCAAUAAAAGCAACAUUGUCGGGUCAGUUGCUCCUGAUGCACCACUGAAGACCAAGGCAAAAUCGACCGGCAUUGCCAAACGCGCUCUCAAGACCGACAAAAAGGCUCAGCCUGAGCUUCAGAUGUUCUCUACUGCUCCCGGGAAGAAGCCUUCUGGUUACACUUAUGAUGAGAAGGCCGGUCAAGGCGUCACUAUCUAUGUCCUUGAUGAAGGCUUCAACCUCAAGCACAAGGAAUUUACUUCGUCGCCUGGCACUAAGAGGUGGAUCUUCUCCAAGGGCGCCUCUGGUGAGAAUGACCCUGACGGCCACGGCUCCUGCUGUGCAUCUAAAGCACUGGGUAGCACGGUUGGAGUCGCGCCGAAAGCGAAUCUCGUCGCUGUCAAACUUAAGUUGACUUCUUGGUCGCUUCUCAAGGCUUGGCAAGCAGUUGUCUUGGAUGUUAAGCAAAACAAACUCCAAGGAAAGGCUGUCUGGUUCCGAGAUGCACUCGAGACUCUCCUCAAGAACCUGGAGGCUCUUGAUGUUGUUGUCGUCAGCUCGUCAGGAAACUUUGGCACUCAUAUUGAUGUCAGCACAUACCCAUCGCUUUUCGCCGACCGAACUCCAAUCAUUGUUACUGGAGCUGUUGAUAACGAGGGAAAGCUUGCUCGAUUCUCCCAGGGCGGUCCUCUCGUCACGACCACCGCACCCGGAGUCGCCGUCAAGUGCGCUGCUAUGAGUGGCACAUCAGCUUACCAGGCUGGCCAAGAGUCAACUGGAACAUCCUUCUCUACACCCGCCGUUGCUGGACUGGCAGCCUACUUUCUAUCACUCGACUCCUUGAGACCUCGACUUCAAGUCCCUGGUUCUGUUGCUAGGAACGUCAAGGCUCUUAUUCAGGAGCAUCACUACGCUCGCGUCUCAGGUGGACCCAAGGUUGCAUGGAACGCUCAAACUCUUGUGAGAAACUGA
Messenger RNA from Fusarium subglutinans, 1236 nucleotides. RefSeq names its product Allergen Pen n 13. The transcript is spliced from 7 exons. Gene Ontology annotation, molecular function: serine-type endopeptidase activity. The record is from RefSeq and is a predicted model, not a curated record. Lineage: Eukaryota; Fungi; Ascomycota; Sordariomycetes; Hypocreales; Nectriaceae. The coding region runs from base 1 to 1236 and encodes 411 amino acids. Gene Ontology annotation, biological process: proteolysis.